This is a messenger RNA of Aspergillus niger, 729 nucleotides long. RefSeq lists its product as uncharacterized. The coding region runs from base 1 to 729 and encodes 242 amino acids. NCBI's taxonomy places the organism in Eukaryota, Fungi, Ascomycota, Eurotiomycetes, Eurotiales, Aspergillaceae. The record is from RefSeq and is a predicted model, not a curated record. Gene Ontology annotation, cellular component: cytoplasm; nucleus. The transcript is spliced from 2 exons.
AUGGCGGAUUCUAUGAACCCUCCCCUCUCGUACGAGGCAUCAGCCACAACUACUCAUCCGCACGUCGGAACCACCCUCCCAACGGAGGUGAUCUCAUGUCUGAAGAAUUCUCGAUUCCUUCAUCUUGCAACAUGUGAUGGCUUGACCCCGCACAUCUCGCUCAUGUCCUACACCUACCUCCCCUCGACUCCCUAUGACCCGUAUCCGACGAUCAUCAUGACCACCAACCCCUCCUCUCGCAAAACCAACCAUCUGCUCACCAACCCUUGCGUGUCCCUUUUGGUCCAUGACUGGGUUUCGCACCGUCCGCCUACCCGGGCUCCCAAUCCCGAUGGUCGCGAAGGGUCUCCCCCACCUGCAGCGACACGGUCAUCCUUGGCGAGCCUGCUGUUGAACCUGAACACAAGUGCCCUUUCCAGUAUCUCCACAACUAUCGCCGGUACCGCGCGCUUUCUGGAGCCUGGCUCUGAAGAGGAGGCUUGGUGCAAGAGACAACACUUGGAGAACAACACCUUCGAGGAAGAGCUGGGCACUUUCGGGCAGCAGCUGCAACAGCAACCCGGUCAAAGAAGGCCCAGUAUUUCAAUUGACAGCGAUGUCCGCGUCGUAACCGUUCAGGUGCGCGAGGGCCGUAUCGCAGACUGGAAGGGUGGCGUGAGGGAUUGGCAGUUGGUAUCGGAGGGGGAGGGCACGGAGGGAACGAUGGUUAAUGGUAUUGCUCCCGUGUAA